This is a messenger RNA of Protopterus annectens (West African lungfish), 3714 nucleotides long. Its product is annotated as gastrula zinc finger protein XlCGF57.1-like. The record is from RefSeq and is a predicted model, not a curated record. NCBI's taxonomy places the organism in Eukaryota, Metazoa, Chordata, Ceratodontiformes, Protopteridae. Gene Ontology annotation, biological process: regulation of transcription by RNA polymerase II. The coding region runs from base 267 to 2138 and encodes 623 amino acids. Gene Ontology annotation, molecular function: RNA polymerase II cis-regulatory region sequence-specific DNA binding; DNA-binding transcription factor activity. The transcript is spliced from 5 exons.
AGAACGUGCAGUGUGAGCCUCGGUUAGUACUUUGUAAAAGAAGAGCAGAACGUGCAGUGUGAGCCUCGGUUAGUACUUUGCAGAGUAGCAGGACUAACAACAUAAACAAUGAGGAUGGCCUAUAAGCUAGACCAGAACAGCACACAGAGGAUGUAGAUGGAUGUGGUGAUGGCCUGGAAGGAAGAGAUAAUACAGUGCAAUGAAAGGACAAGGAACUCUACAGAUUAAGAUAAAGAUUCUGUACUGUGGGAACCUGAAACAGAAAAAUGAAGUUGGAGGCACCAGAAACCUUUGAAGAUGUCGCUGUUGAUUUUUCAUCAGAAGAAUGGAAGAUGCUGAACAAUCAGGAGAAAGAACUGCACAGAGAGGUGAUGGUGCAGAACUAUGAGCACAUGUUGUCAGUAGGUUUCAUAAUCCCAAAAGAGAAGCUCCUGUUGCUGCUUGAAAAACAUGGGAGUCUUGCAUCUGAUGUUUUGGAAGAAGCAAUGACCACUCUUCAAAUGGACACCCCUGAAGUCCCCCCCAACAUUCACAGGUGGUUAAAUGGCGGUGAGAUUCAGUGUCAGAGGUCAUCACAGAAACAGCAUCUGAGUUCCAUGUGUGCUGUGGGCUCCACAGAUAAAACACCUCAUAAAGUGUGUGGCUCUUCUCGUAGUGUAACCAGACGACAUAAAUUUAUGGAAUGUAACAGUGAUUUUAAUUUGGAGAAGGAUCUGAAAGUGCUUCUGGAAACUCGAGAGACAGAAAGAAUGUCCAAAACUGGUCAGUGUGAAACAAUUUCCACGUUCCAUUUUCUAAAACAGUGGAAAGAUUACACCGAUGAGAGAAAUACUAGGAGGGUCCAUCCUCACUAUGUUGAGAAAUGUGCUAGAAUAUUUCAAGGAAGGAAAAAAAAGGAGAAAUACAAAGACAGUUUGAAAACACAUCAAAAAGCCAACGCUAAGGAGAAAUUGUUUCAGUGUGCCACACGUGGCAAGUGUUUCAUAAAGAUGAGUAGCCUUAUCCAACAUAAGAAUGUCCACACUGGCAUCAGUCCAUUUAAGUGUGCCACUUGUAACAAGUACUUUUCACAUAAGUUUUCCCUCACCAUCCACAAAAGAACUCACACAGGGGAGAGACCAUAUAAAUGUGCAACAUGUGACAAAGCUUUUACAAAGAAAAGCAACCUUACAGCCCAUGAGCAAAUACACACUGGGAUUAAACCUUUUAAAUGUGUCACUUGUGGCAAGAGAUUUCUAGACAAACCCAAGCUUCAGAGACAUAUUAAUUCCCACACAGGGGUGAAGCCAUAUAAAUGUGUAGUAUGUAAUAAGAAUUUUGCACAGAAGGGUGCCCUUACAGUACAUGAGAGAAUCCACACUGGAACUAGGCCCUAUAAAUGUGCCACAUGUGACAAGAGCUUCAUACAGAAGAAUGCCCUUAUGCUGCAUGAAACUACACAUACUGGAACAAAGCCGUAUAACUGUGUCGUAUGUGGUAAAAGCUUUGCGUGGAAGCAGUCACUUCAAAUCCAUGAAAAAAUACACACCGGAAAUCAACCAUAUAAAUGCUCUUUGUGUGGCAAGAGUUUUGUUCUAAAGAGAAGCUUUAUAUUCCAUGAGAAAAUCCAUGCUGGAGAUAGACCAUUUAAGUGUUCCAUUUGUGGCAAGAGUUAUGUAGACAGUCAUGGCCUUGAUGGGCAUAAGAUUGUCCACACUGGAGAAAAGCCUUACAGCUGUACAACAUGUAGUAAGAGUUUUAUACGCAAAUGCAACCUCACAGUUCAUGAAAAAAUCCACACUGGUGAAAAGCCAUAUGAAUGUGAAACAUGCGGCAAGAGUUUCAGACUAAAGCACUACCUUGAAAUCCACGAGAAACUUCACACUGGACAUGAAGCCUUUAAGUGCACCGUAUGUAGCAAGACAUACACACAUAGGAGUAAUCUUAGAAGGCAUGAAUUUGUACACUCUGGGAAGAAGCUAUAUAAAUGUGCAUCAUGUGAUAAGAGUUUUUCACGGAAGGCUAACCUUAGGCACCAUGAGAAACUCCACAGUGGGGAGAGAAAAAUCCAAAGGAAAACAAGAAAAUUGCCCCUUCUUAAUAAUUCAGUGAAACAGGUACCUAAAAAUUCAGCAGGCAUGACAAGAUGUCAUAACUGAAGACAUUUUUCUAAAUAAAUUUUUAGUAACUAAGUUAGUAAAAUGAAUUGAAAAGCAAGACAAGGCUAGCCUGGUUCUGUGAUACAGACAGUCAGAGCCCUCACUGCGUUCCAGGUGUCUGGAGUUCAGUUAAUGGCCCAAGCAUUGGAGGAACCAGGCGGGGGGACUGAAGAGGCAGAGUUUGCAUGCACCUCCCAGGAGGAUGGUUGCCCAUAAUUAAUGGUACACAGAUUGCUCCAGUUUCACACAAUGCAGAUUGAAGAAACCCCCACUCAGUGCUUUUAGGGAAGGGGCAGAACUGCUUGGAAAGAACUCUCCAUGUGGAAGUGAAGAGAUUUCAUUUGGAUUAGGCCCUCUGCAUAUUAUCUCCAUGCCACUUCACCAUUUGCAUGUCCCCUCCCCAGCCCUUCAUCACAUGCUUGUCCCCUACCCAGCACUUCAUCAUGUGCACAUUCCCUCCCCAGAAUUUCACUGUGUGCAUGUCUCCUCCCCAGCAUUUCACUGUAUGCAUAUCCCCUCCCCAGCAUUUCACUGUGUGCAUGUCUCUUCUGCAGCAUUUCAGUGUGUGCACAUUCCCUCCCCAGUACUUCACUGUGUGCACAUUGCCUCCCUAGCACUUCACCGUGUGCACAACCCCUCCCCAGCAUUUCACUGUGGGUAUGUUCCCUCCCCAACACUUCACCUUUCCCACACCAUGAAAGUAGAUUCCAAAUCAGACAACCAACCACUCUUGAUGACAAUGAUGGCCUCUCCUGGUCAACCAGCACUCUGGUGAAUGGGAAUGAACAGGCUGAUUGGCCUUGAGGGGGAUGGUGAUUGACAGACAGUGGGGGUAAAAAUGACAAAAAGAAAGAAAAGAAAACUGUGACAUCACCAUGCAAAAAGAGUAGUAGUAGGACAUGCAGGUCACAGAAGAUCUACUCAUAUAGGAAGUAACGUGAGGGAACGUUUGAUGGAGUUAAUGUAAAUAUUAGCUACAUUGCUGUAUUAUGUGUUGUUGAGGGAGACAGAAGGUGUAUGUGACUUAAAGCAUCUGAUGAUUGAUAAGGUAAAUACAGUAACUGGAAUCAUUCAUAAGGACCCAGAUGACACAUCAGACUUAACAGUAUAUAUUGCUAUGCAGCAAAGCUGCUAAUUCGUAAAGUACUGUCAGAAAAAAUGACUGAAAGAAAGGAACAUUUAGAUAUUCAACUUGGAAAUUGUGAUGGAAAACAAUAAAGAGUUUUAAAUAAAAAUCAGUACUGGAAACGUAAUAAUAAAGGAAACAGAUGUCUUACAGUCCUUUGAUGUAAAAAAAAAAUAUAUCACACUAUUAAAACAGAUUAAGCUCUGAGUUACACCUGGUCUCGGGUAUUUGUGAAUUGACUUUCUGGUCAAAUUUGACUUCUUUUCCCGAGAAGCAAAAUUUAUCUUUAGUUAUUUCUGUGGGGGCAAAGCUUUAUGCAUCCUCAUGUAGGGGUUUCACUCCCUUUUUUUGUAUUUAUCAUUUCAUGAGAUCAUUGCAUGUUGGAGAAAAAUAAUUUUUCAUACUGCAUCCAGCUUAUGUUUUGACUUGGUGAUUAAAGUGCAUAUCUUU